CAACUGGAGGGCCGAUCCUGGCAUUCUCGUGGUACUGUCUAUAAACAAAAAUCCCAUAAUAUAAAUAAAACACCAAUUAAUAAACAAAAAACCAUUACUACAUUAUUUGAAAUAGUAUCUAUCUAUCCUUUGCAAACCGACUGUAAGCCUUAUCAGUGAGAUCAAACGCAUGGUGUAAGACACAGUGUUACCACUUUCCUGGACGGGUGUUUUGUUUGUAACGGCCAUAGACUUAUGCCCAAGCCCAACCUUGCCUUAUUGACGGCCCAUUGGGCUUUCUGAAGGAUCCUUCCAUGGUUGUCUCAACCUGAGAAAAAUCAGCUAUGACGCGAAAUUAAGAAUUGACACGAGGAUUUUAACAUGGUUCAGCCUCACGGUGCGUGAGACCUACACUCACCGAACUAGAUUUUCUUAUUGAUUCACUUCGGUCAUUGGCCUUACAGCAGAAGGACGGGCCAUCAGGAUUCUUCUGGCCCAAUACAACCCACUGGGCCUUCUUUCUGGGCCCUCUUUAAGUAUACCCAACUAGGAAGGGAGGCUUGUCGAGACGAAAAUCAUCCAAGACCUGAGAAAUGACUAAUGAGUCUCCAAAACUGAACCAAUAUUACUUCCAUUUCGACCUCAAACCAAGACGACUCAAGAAACAAGUGUCGGAAAUAGAAUGCUCCAACUUUCAUCUUGAUGUUGUCUCCAAACAUAAAAGAUUGCACCUUUCCCUCCAAAAGGCCCUCCCAAGCUCUGCAACGAAAAAAUCGCCAUUUAUCUUUUUUGAGAAAGACAAACCCACUACGUGGCUGUCCAAUCAGGAUGAAGCCAAAAGAGUCCCCCUCUCUUCCCCCUUCGACAACCACAACAACCAUUGUCACUGUCGGUAUUCCCUUCUGCAACUAUUUUUAUACUUUCUCAACUCCUUAAUUCACCAAUCAUCCCAGAAAACUCCAUCGUCUCAGUAUCACCACCACCUCAAUCUAAACUCCAUGUUCAAAGCAGCCAUCUACGCUUUCCUCACCCUCACCACCUCUUUCACCUCCUCCUUCUUCUUCUUCUUCCCCAACCCUCCAAAGUCCCACUACCACUCCCUCUUCCUCUCCGCCUCCCUCUCCGACAAUGCCUCCAUCUCACACAACCUCUACAUGCUCACCCGCCGCCCACACGUCGCCGGCACCGAGGCCAACGCCGAGACGGCCGACUACGUACUCACCACCCUCACUUCCCACAAAGUCAACUCCCACAUCGUCUCCUACGACGUGGCCCUGACUUACCCUGCAUCACGCUCCCUCACACUGACCCCUGCACCGGGCCAUCCGCCGAUCGCAUUCGACCUCAGCCAGGCGAUCUACGACAACGACCCUUACGCCGACGUGGCAGACCAGGUCAUGCCCACUUUCCACGGGUUUGGGAAGUCAGGGACGGUGUCGGCGCCGGUGACUUAUGCGAACUACGGACGGGUGGAGGAUUUCUUGACGUUGAAGGAAAUGGGGGUGGAAGUGAAUGGGACGAUUGUUUUGGCUAAGUAUGGGAAGAUUUACAGAGGUGACAUUGUGGAUAAUUCGUAUGCGGAAGGAGCUGUAGGGACGAUUAUAUAUACGGAUAGGAAGGACUAUGGUGGUGGUGGAAAAGGGUUGUUUCCUGAUGGGAGAUGGAUGCCUCCGACGGGUGUGCAGGUGGGUUCGGUGUACAGCGAAGCAGGGGAUCCUACUACGCCUGGAUGGCCGAGCAGUGAAGGUUGUGAGAGGAUUGAUUAUGAAGAAGUUGAGAAGUCAGGGGUGGUUCCGAUGAUACCGUCUUUACCGGUAUCCGGUGAGGAUGGGGAGGUGAUAGUGAGGUCUAUUGGUGGGAAGGUCGCUAAUGGUGAUUGGCAGGGGAGUGAGGAUGGUCCUGUUUACAGGGUUGGACCAGGGCCAGGGGUUCUGAAUCUUAGCUAUACUGCGACAAAGGCGAUAGCGGCAAUUCAUAACGUUAUUGGAGUGAUUGAAGGGGCAGAGGAACCUGAUCGCUUUGUCCUCCUGGGAAAUCAUCGCGACGCAUGGACAUUUGGAGCAGCUGAUCCGAACAGUGGAACUGCAGCACUGCUCGAGGUUGCUCAAAGACUGGGAAAGCUGCAGAAGGAAGGGUGGAAACCUCGAAGAACAAUUAUCUUUUGCAAUUGGGAUGCGGAGGAGUAUGGCCUGGUAUCUAGUCUCUCUUUUCCCCCCUCUAUCGCAUUUAUGUGUGUGAAUGUAAUGUAUGCAGAAGGAGAGCAUAAACCUUCUGCUCUAAUCAUGCAGAUAGGCUCAACUGAAUGGGUGGAAGACAACAGAGAAAUUUUGAAAUCAAAGGCGGUCGCAUACUUGAAUGUGGAUAUAGCUGUAUGUGACAAAGACUAUUCUGCUUCUGCGACUCCUCAACUAGACGAACUCCUUAAAGAGGCCGCUAAACAGGUUCAAGAUCCAAAUAACGCGUCGAGGAGUGUCUACGACUCAUGGACCGGAUCAGGAGCUUCUCCACCAAUUGGAAGGUUAGGAGGUGGAGGAUCUGAUUAUGCAGCUUUCGUGCAGCAUAUUGGAGUAGCAGCCGUUGACAUGUCUUUCGGAGAUGGAUACCCUUUAUACCACUCAAUGUAUGAUGACUUUAUCUGGAUGGAGAAGUUCGGUGACCCAAUGUUUCACAGACAUGUUGCAGUUGCUAGCAUAUGGGGAUAUCUAGCUCUUCAGUUAGCAGACAAGGAAAUUUUGCCGUUUAAUUAUCUAAACUAUGCCGAGGAGCUGCAGAAAAGUACAAUUGAGUUGGAAGACGAGGUAUCUAACAAGAUAACAGUCCAUCCCUUGCUCAACUCUAUCAACAAACUAACAAAAGCAGCCACCAAAGUAAACAAUGAGAUAAAGGCCAUUGAAGAAACCAGCAAAUUCACAUCAGCUAAGAAGACAGACUUUGCUAGAGUGAGGGAAAUCAAUGACAGACUAAUGAUGGCUGAGCGAGCAUUUACAGACUCGGAGGGACUACCUGGAAGACAAUGGUAUAAACAUCUGGUAUAUGGUCCAGCCAAGCAUAACGACUACGGGUCCAAGUCGUUCCCAGCAGUAGAUGAUGCAAUAGAGGAGGCAAAGAAACUGAACACAGCAGAAUCAUGGAAGUCCGUGCAACACCAAGUUUGGAGAGUCUCCAGAGCUAUCAAUCAAGUGGCCAAGGUCCUCAGUGGUGAACUGACAUGAUUCUUACACUAAAAAUGAAUAAUCGGAAGAGGUGGGAGAAAAGCACUCAAAAGAACCUCUCUAUCUCUUUCAGUCUUUCUGUUUCUAACCCAGCUUUUCUUUUCCCACGUCUCUGCCCUUCCUUUGAUGAGGAAGCAGAAAACAUUUCCAACUCCUGCAAAAUACCCACAAUUCGUGUAAAGUUAUCAUGCAGUUUCUUCAGUUCUGUCGACUAGCAGGAUUCUAUGAUUCAUAGUAGUAGCUUAAGAAGCACGGAA
Linum tenue is the source of this 3448-nucleotide messenger RNA. The record is from the annotation of a GenBank genome assembly. Lineage: Eukaryota; Viridiplantae; Streptophyta; Magnoliopsida; Malpighiales; Linaceae.